GGAAUAUAUAAGUUUCAAAAAAUGAAGCUUUGAGACUGGUUUCUUAAAAUGCCGGAGUAUCACGACCGCCCUGAAAGAAGUGAUUACCGUGAUCAUUAUUCAAAACCACGUGGAGACGACAGAUCUAGAAGUCCCUAUUCGUCACGUGAUAGAUACCAUCGUGGGUACCAUUCUUACCAUGGGGACAGACCACCAAGACCAUACGGUGGGGGGUAUCGAGGCACUCGCCCCUACUUUCCGAGAGGUGGGCGCUUCGGCGGUUUCCGCGGUCGCUUUUUCAGAGGCGAAUAUCGUGGAGGUUACGAUACGCGGAGGUUCAACAGGAGUCGUUCAAGGUCCCCGCAUAAUAGGAGAUAUCACUACGACAGGCGUGAACGAGCUGUUGACAUAAAUACUGUUCCAAAUUACCGCUCAGACACAGGAAGCAGAGACGAUCCUUUAGUUCUUGAUGUUCCGGACUUCCUAAACGAACUGAAAAGACGCUCGGCUGUUAGACGAAACGCUUUGACUAAAGAGUUUGAUGUCGAUAACUACGCUACUGCAUUAGCUAUGUGUAACUCUCCUUUCCCUGGACAAGAAAGAAAUGUGCGAGAUGUCGUUGACGAAUUUUUAGAAAAAUCAAAUAGUUGGCAGUUUCCAAGUUUGAAGUUCGAGAACAAAAAUGAGCUGACUUCGGGAACAAAAUCGGAAAAGGGCAAUCUGAAUGAAACAUCAGAAAGUACAGAUUUGAAUUCGACUGCAGAGAAAACAGAUGAUUCAGAUGACGAUGACGAAUCUUCUAGAAGAAGAAAGUUUAACCCCUCCUUGAAGCCGAAUAAUGACUACUCACAGCAUUACGUCGACUCCGAUUUACGCCCUCAGAAUUUCGUACAUGAUAGUGGCUAUGAAAACCGUUUUAAAGAGUACCCAAAGUUGCGAGAAUUAAUGUAUCUUAAAGACGAAUUAGUCCAUCAAACUAACACGCCUCCAAUGUAUUUGCAUUGUGAUUUGGAAAAGUUUAACUUAAAAAGACUUAAAAACCAAUUUGACGUCAUAAUGAUUUCGGCACCUCUAGUCAACGGAUUUAGUCCAGAAAGCUCCGAUCCUAAAUUAAAACACUGGUCGUUCGAUGAGCUAUCACACUUGGAUAUUGAAGCAGUAGCUCCUAAUCGAGGUUUCAUUUUCAUGUGGUGUGGAACUUCGGAAAACGUCGACGAUUGCAGAGAAUGCAUUCAUAGUUGGAACUAUCGUAGAUGUGAGGAUAUUUGUUGGAUUAAAACUAAUUCCAAAAAUCGAGAUACCCCAAGAAGGUAUGAACCAGGUACCCUAUUCCACAGAACGAAAGAACAUUGUCUAGUAGGUAUUCGAGGAACUGUAAAGAGAAACCAAGACGGAGAUUUCAUACAUGCUAAUACUGAUCUGGACUUGAUUCUAUCGGAGGAAGCAGAGUUUGCGAGUCACGACAAACCAGAAGAGAUUUUCAAAAUAAUCCAGCAUUUUUGUCUUGGAAGAAGGCGUUUGCAUUUAUUUGGAACAGAUAAAGAUAUCAGACCAGGAUGGUUGACUAUUGGUCCAAAUGUAACUGGAUCUAAUUUUGAUGCUGUGAAAUAUGCCAGUUGGUUUAACAGAGAACCAAAUGGUCAUUUGACAGGGUGCAGUGAUAGAAUUGAAGAUAUCAGACCGAAAAGUCCUCCGCUAAGAUCAAAUGACAACAGUGACUAUAAAGACCCAAUUCCAAAUACAUUAUGAAAAACUUCUUUUUUUUUUCUUUUCGUUGAUAUAGUUGUUUGUCCUGCAUUAAAUUAUAAGUUAAAAUAAUGA
Symsagittifera roscoffensis is the source of this 1800-nucleotide messenger RNA. RefSeq names its product N6-adenosine-methyltransferase non-catalytic subunit-like. The coding region runs from base 49 to 1728 and encodes 559 amino acids. Gene Ontology annotation, cellular component: nucleus; RNA N6-methyladenosine methyltransferase complex. The record is from RefSeq and is a predicted model, not a curated record. NCBI's taxonomy places the organism in Eukaryota, Metazoa, Xenacoelomorpha, Acoela, Convolutidae. The transcript has a single exon. Gene Ontology annotation, molecular function: mRNA binding.